CGUAAACACGUGUGGAAGUUUGUAAAACAGUCCGGGGAAAAAUAAACAAAAUUAUGAAUAAUAAACUUUUUGAGGGCUCCGAUAAUGACGGAGAAGACCUGCAGUUGUCCACCAACAAGGACUAUGCCAAGACCUACAACAUCCUGCGCAAAAAGGAGCUGCUACAGAAAUAUAAAGAUCGCGGCUUAGAUGUAUCAGAAUCGGAGUUUGAUAGCGACAGUGAGUCCUCCGAGGAGGACGAGGUGGACCCCCAAUUCGACCAGGACUUUUUCAAGACUCUGUCUUCGCUGAAAAGCAAAGAUCCUCGGAUUUACGACAAGGAUGCGAGAUUCUUUAAUGAACCCUCCAGCGACGAGGAGGAUAAGGAUGAUGAGUCGCCAAAAAAGAAGAAGAAAGCAAAGCCAGUCACCUUAAAGGACUACGAACGAAAAGUAAUCUUGGAACACAAUGGCAAGUUCGAGAGUUCCGAUGAGGAGCAACAGGAGAAGGAGCAGGAGGAAUUCCAAAGGGCCCAGUCACCCACCGCCGUAGAGGCUGAGCGGCGACUCAAGGAUGAGUUCCGGAGUGUGAUGAACCAAGAAGAUGAUGGCGAAGACGAGGAAUUCGGCGGUAUAUUCAAGAAACGCUCCAAGACCACGGAGCAAACGGCAGCCGAGGAGGCGGACUUUGCCAAGUGGCUAGCGGGGAAACAAGAGGAGAUCCAGCAGACCGACAAGGAGCAGCUGGAGCCACUGAAGCAGUACUGGAACAGCAGCAAGCUGACGCAGGGCGAGAGUUUCCUCAGGGACUACAUCCUCAACAAGGGCUAUGCUAACACCGAUGAGUCCACCAUUCCCACCUACGAUGAGAUCGUUGGAGAAGCGGCUCCACUUUCCGAGGACGAACAGGAGCUGGAGAAACAGGCAGAGUUUGAGCAAAAGUAUAAUUUCCGCUUCGAAGAGCCCGAUGCUGAGUUCAUCAAGCGCUAUCCCCGCACCAUUGAACAGUCCAUCCGUCGCACGGAUGACAAGAGAAAAGAAAAACGCAAGGAGCUCAAGGAUCGUAAGGAUCAGGAGAAGCAGCAGAAGAUGAAGGAACUUGACCUGAUCAAGGACAUAAAGCGCAAGGAGAUCGAGGAGAAGAUACGCAAAUUGAAAGCCGUCACUGGCAAUGAUGAGCUCGGCUUCCGGGACGAAGAACUCGAGGAAGACUUUGAUCCAGCGGCCCACGAUCGUCGAAUGCAGGAGCUCUUCGACGAUGAGUACUACAAUGUGGAUGAGGGCGAGGAGAAGCCAGAAUGUCCCUCGGACAUCGAUGAACUCGAGCUGGAAGAUUGGGAUAACUACGACCCCACGAAGCACACCAAUGGGGGCGAUCAGGACUACGAAGGCCACUGCGAGGACGAUGACUUUAACAUGGAUUGCGACUUCGAUCCGUCCACCUCCAAGCAGAAACUUCAAGAGGAGCUAAUCGAAAAUACACGCGGUCGAAAAGGCCGCAAGGGUAGGCGAAAUCGCUUCAUGGAAAUGAUCCAGGCGGAGAAGCCGGCGUUCAAUCCGGAGGACGAAAAAACCUACAGUGAGUACAUCGACGAGUACUACCAAAUGGACUGCGAGGAUAUCGUGGGAGAUCAGCCAUGUCGGUUCAAAUAUGUGGAAACCACACCCAACGAUUUUGGUUUGACGAUAGAAGAGAUCUUGCUGGCCAAGAAUAAAGAGCUCAAUCAGUGGGCUAGCCUUAAGAAAGCUGUUCAAAACAGGCCCGAACAUGUGGAGAAAAAGGAGCAACGCCUGUACAAGAUGAAGGCCAAGAAUGAAGACCUAAAGCGAAAGAUAUUUAAAAGUCUUUAUGGCGAAGGAUCUGAUGACGAGGAUCAGCCAGCGGAAGAGACUCCCGAGACUAAACCAGCUGAAACGUCAGUUGCCGCUGAUAAUGGUCAAGUCCCAACAGAAGUUUUAUCGAAAUCGAAGAGGAAACGCCUAAAACGGAAAGCUGCAGCAGCUGUUGCAGCCAGUUCCCCACAGAUUUCCAAACAGGAACCCAAGGAAUCAACAGAACAAGUGCAGACAGAGGAUGGUUCCACGAAGGUUGAUCCUCCUGCUCCUAAGAAGAGCAAAAAUAAUGAAAAAACAGAGGCGAAAUCACCCGCACAGCAAACCCCGAGCAAACCAGAAAAUACAAAAGCUAACAAUGCCUUCAGCAAAAAGAAUAUUAAAGCUAAAAAUGGAGAAAAUGGGUUUAAAAAGACGCAAAACCCAACUCAAAAUAACACACAGACCAACAAUGCUAUUAAAACGGAAAAAACUAAUGGAAAUAAUCCUUUUAAUAAGCAACAGAAAAAACCCAACCAGAAACAAGGACAACCUCCAGUUAAUAACAACAAAGGCGACAACAAACAAGCUCCUGAGAAUGUUACAGGUGCAAAUCCAUUUAAAAGAGCGAAUCAAAAAGCCAGCGGUCCCUUCCCAGCAAAGAAAACGAAUAACUUCAAAGCUAAAAAUAAAAUAAACAAUAACAACAAUGGAAUAACCGACGAUCGAUUGAAAGCCUACGGCAUAAAUCCCAGAAAGUUCCAUAAGCGGGAAAAGUAUGGCAAGAAGGAUAAGUAAAAUGCCAGGAUAAAUAGUAGUAGUAAUAAUAGAUAUACAUUUUGUAGUUAAAUCUUAUGUACAUAUAAUAACAUUAAAAUCCAGCACAGAUACGAGUAAA
This is a messenger RNA of Drosophila rhopaloa, 2688 nucleotides long. Its product is annotated as protein KRI1 homolog. The transcript is spliced from 4 exons. Gene Ontology annotation, cellular component: nucleolus; 90S preribosome. Gene Ontology annotation, biological process: endonucleolytic cleavage in ITS1 to separate SSU-rRNA from 5.8S rRNA and LSU-rRNA from tricistronic rRNA transcript (SSU-rRNA, 5.8S rRNA, LSU-rRNA). The coding region runs from base 54 to 2588 and encodes 844 amino acids. Lineage: Eukaryota; Metazoa; Arthropoda; Insecta; Diptera; Drosophilidae. The record is from RefSeq and is a predicted model, not a curated record.